AGGAGUAUGUGGAGAGAGUAGGGAAAGCCUGCCUGGUCCGUGGUCCAUGCUCGGCCCAGGCUUGCUGUGUGGCCUUGACUGAGUCCUUCCCAUCCCUGCCUCAGUAUCCCCAUCUGUGCAAAGAAGAGGCUGGUCUAGGUGGUCGCUCCAGAUGGGACUGGGCAAGAACAAGGGGUCCACAGCCUCCGGAACCCCCUCGCUCUGGUCGCCUACCUUGGGAGAGACUUUCUCCACCACAGAGGGACCCCGCGCGGAGCCUGGAGCAGGGCCCAGAGGGGCCGGACACGCCCAUCCAGGUGGUGUUGAGGGUGCGUCCCAUGAGCGCGGCCGAGCUGCGGCGAGGGGAACAGAGCGCGUUGCACUGCUCAGGGACCAGGACUCUGCAGAGUGCCCCGCCCCUUCUCCACCCUCCCCUCCCCCAGGUGAGCCCCCCGGGCGGCGGCCCCGACGUGGCGUUCCGCUUCGGCGCCGUGCUGGACGGGGCGCGCACGCAGGAGGACGUGUUCCGGGCGUGCGGCGUCCGGCGCCUGGGCGAGCUGGCGCUGCGCGGCUUCUCCUGCACUGUCUUCACCUUCGGCCAGACCGGCUCCGGGAAGACCUACACCCUGACCGGGCCUCCUCCCCAGGGAGAGGGGGUGCCUGUCCCCCCCAGCCUGGCUGGCAUCAUGCAGAGGACCUUCGCCUGGCUGUUAGACCGCGUGCAACACCUGGGUGCCCCUGUCACCCUCCAGGCCUCCUACCUGGAGAUCUACAAUGAGCAGGUCCGAGACUUGCUGAGCCUGGGGGCUCCCCGGCCCCUCCCCGUUCGCUGGGACAAGACCCGGGGCUUCUAUGUGGAGCAGCUGCGGCUGGUGGAGUUUGGGAGUCUGGGGGCCCUGAUGGAGCUUCUGGAGAUGGGUCUUAGCCGUCGGAGGAGCUCAGCUCACACCCUGAACCAGGCCUCCAGCCGAAGCCACGCACUGCUCACAGUCUACAUCGGCCGCCAAACCGUGAGUGCCCCAGCCUGGGGAAGCAGCUGGCUCCGGGCCACCCAGCGAGGGUCGGCCUCUGGAGGUAUUAACCAGCUUGGGCAUGUACAGGAGCAGGUGCCUCCUGUGGACCCCGGGGAAGCCCCUGUUGGUGGGAAGCUGUGCUUCGUAGACCUGGCGGGCAGUGAGAAGGUGGCGGCCACGGGAUCCCGCGGGGAGCUGAUGCUUGAGGCCAACAGCAUCAACCGCAGCCUGCUGGCCCUGGGUCACUGCAUCUCCCUGCUGCUGGACCCACAGCGGAAGCAGAGCCACAUCCCCUUCCGGGACAGCAAGCUCACCAAGCUGCUGGCGGACUCGCUGGGGGGGCGCGGGGUCACCCUCAUGGUGGCCUGCGUGUCCCCCUCAGCCCAGUGCCUCCCCGAGACUCUCAGCACCCUGAGAUACGCAAGCCGAGCCCAGCGGGUCACCACCCGACCACAGGCCCCCAAGUCGCCUGUGGCAAAGCAGCCCCAGCGUUUGGAGAUGGAGAUAUUGCAGCUCCGGGAGGAGAACCGUCGCCUGCGGUCUCAACUGGGCCAAAGGGACCCCAAGACCUCAGGGCUCAGUGGGGGCCGGGUGGCCUGGGCCCAGCAGAACCUCUACGGGAUGCUCCAGGAGUUCAUGCUGGAGAAUGAGAGGCUCAGGAAAGAAAAGAGCCAGCUGCAGAGUAGCUGGGACCUGGCCCGGGAUGAGCAGCGUGUCCUGGCCCAGCAGGUGCACGAGCUGGAGCGGUGUCUCCUGUCUGCCUGCUCCCUUUACCAGCCGGGCCCUGGCACAGCCCCACCGUGUCCCUGUGUGAUGGUGCCAGCUCCCCCCUGCCAUGCCCUGCCGCCCCUCUGCUCCUGCCCCUGCAGCCACCUCUGCCCCCUGUGCCGAGCACCACUGGGCCAGUGGGCCUGCCCACGGAGGGGGCUCCACCUGCCCCAGAUGCUUGGCCCUCAUGCCCCAGGCAGCGUGCCCCUGUCUGCCCGGCCCCCGCCCUGCGUGCCCCCCUGCAGCCCUGGCUCUGCCAAAUGCCAAAGAGAGAGGUGGGCCGGCAGUGGGGCUCUGGGGUGGGGAAGGAGGAGGCGUGGGAAGCUGAAGGCUCACCUCCCACCCCCCGACUCCCCCCGGCCCAGGAGUCACAGCGACUGGAUUCAGACCCGGGUCCUGGCGGACUUGCUGAUGGAGGAGGAGGUGGUACCCUCUGCACCCCCCCUACCCAUGGUGCCCCCAAACACGUCGCCGGUGCAGAGAGGUGGGGCUGCAGUCCCAAACCUGGCCCGGAGACUGGAGGCCCUCAGAGACCAAAUCGGCAGCUCCCUGCGACGGGGCCGGAGCCAGCCGCCCCCCAGUGAGGGCCCACGGAGCCCUAGCCGGGUCCUCCCUCCCUGCUGAGGGCACAGUGGAAACCCAGGAGAUGCUGUGUGACCUCGGGCGGGCGUCUGCAUCUCCCCAUCUGUUAAAUGGGGAUGGCAGCUGCUGCUCCACUCUGCGGCUGGGCCGGCCGAGGACAGGUCCUGAGCGCCGGAGGUGUGGCCUGAUGGGGCGAUUUGGGGGAGCAAAUGGAGGGUGCCCCCUCAGACCACAAGAAAUGAGACUGGAUUCAGGAGAAACCAGGCAGCGGGUGAUGAAAUAUACAAAUAAAGAGAGCAUCAGCUCCA
This is a messenger RNA of Equus quagga, 2650 nucleotides long. RefSeq names its product kinesin family member 12 (gene KIF12). The coding region runs from base 318 to 2384 and encodes 688 amino acids. NCBI's taxonomy places the organism in Eukaryota, Metazoa, Chordata, Mammalia, Perissodactyla, Equidae. The record is from RefSeq and is a predicted model, not a curated record. Gene Ontology annotation, molecular function: microtubule motor activity; ATP binding; microtubule binding. Gene Ontology annotation, biological process: microtubule-based movement. The transcript has 18 exons.